AUGUUGAGACUCCCCAGAUUAGCAAGCUCUUUGGAAAUUAACGGUGUUAAUGGCGUUAAAACGACUGCAGUCAAAAGUGUGCAAACCAAUAUUAAGUCACGCUUCAGUGGUUAUGAAGCAACACUUGAGUUUCAUGUUUUACCAAAAAUUACUAGUAAAAAACCUAAUCAAUUUGUUGAUAUUUCUAGAUGGAAUAUACCGAGUAAUAUCGCAAUGGCUGAUGAACGCUUCAAUAUUCCAACGCGAGUUGAUUUAUUACUGGGUGCAGAGGUUUUUCUAGAGUUGCAGUCUGUAGGCCAAAUCAAGAUGGAAGCUGGUUUACCUCGAUUACAAAAGACGGUAUUCGGCUGGGUGGUAUCUGGCGCAACAGGUGGUUGUGAAGAAAGUGAGCCCUUACUUACCCACACUUUGGCAGUAGAUGUGCGGCCCAGUGAGAACCCAGAUGACGAUCUAAGUAGAUUAGUAGAGCGUUUCUGGGAGAUGGAACAAGUACCGUUAAAAGUAGAGCACUUCACUGAAGAUGAACAUCGGUGUGAAAAAAUUUUUCAAGAAAAUGUGUGCCGCGAUAGUAAUGGCAAGUUCAUCGUAAAGAUUCCUUUCAAGGAGAACGUCAUCAAGCUAGGUGAUUCCUUUCGCACAGCUGAACGACGUUUUUUGGCGUUAGAGAAGCGUUUGAGUAAGGAACCUCAUACCAAAAAAGCUUAUGUAGAAUUCAUCGAUGAGUAUAUUAAAAUGGGGCAUAUGGCUAUGGUGGCUGCGUCUGAUGUAGGUAAGCUGAAAUAUUUUUCGCCACACCAGUAUGUGCUACGACCAGAUUCAACGAGUACGAAGCUGCGUGUUGUCUUUGACUGCAGCGCUAAGACAAGCAGCGGCCUAUCUCUUAACGAUGUCAUGAUGAAAGGACCAGUGGCGCAGGACGAUUUGAUAUCAAUUGUACUACGAUUUCGAUGCUAUAAGUUUGCAUUAACUGCCGAUGUGACCAAGAUGUAUCGACAGGCCUGGGUCACCGCAGAAGAUGCUAAUUACCAAGCGAUAUUGUGGCGACCGUCGCCCGAGGAGAAUAUCGCAGCAUAUAAGUUACUCACAAUUACAUACGGUACAACGGCUGCGCCAUUUUUAGCAACUCGUUGCCUGAAAAAGAUAGGCGAAGACAACGCAGCAAAAUUUCCAUUAGGUGCAAAGAAAAUCAUUUCGGAUUUUUAUAUGGACGACUUUAUAAGCGGCGCUGAUACAAAAUAUAUGCAAAUAUAUACGGAAGUAUCGCAACUAAUGAAUUCAGCGUAUUUUCCGCUACGCAACUGGCACUCAAAUAAUGUGAGUUUUCUGAAACAAGUGCCAAAAGCCGAUCAGGAAAAGCCUAUCAGAAUUAACGACGCUGAAAUCAUUAAAGCGCUUGGCCUUGUGUGGGAGCCAACGUCCGAUCAUUUUAGGUAUGUGUGGCCAGACUUGCCGCAACCGAAAUCUAUCACCAAACGAGUUGUGUUAGCAGAGAUGUCCACAUUAUUUGAUCCACUGGGACUGGUAAACCCAGUCAUCGUAAAAGCAAAGAUUUUUAUGCAAGAGCUGUGGAUAAAAAAGGUGGCUUGGGACGAGUCGUUACAGAUGGCUCUGCACAAUUAUUGGGUUGAGUUUCGAAGCAGACUUAAUGACGUGCGAAAUAUUAAAGUGCCACGUUAUAUAUUGAGCGCGAAUAAAUAUGCACGCCUAGAGGUUCAUGGAUUCGCUGACGCAUCUGAGCGAGCAUACGGUUGCUGCGUAUAUGUUAGAUGUGUCGAUAAUUUCGAUAACGUAAACGUGCAGUUAUGGACUGCCAAAUCGCGUAUUGCUCCGUUAAAGACUAAAUCACUGCCGCGGUUAGAGCUUAUGGCCGCUCACUUGUUGUCGUUGUUGAUGGUGAAGACAGUGGAGAAUUUGCCGAUGAUGUCGGAAGCGAUUUAUUUGUGGAGUGAUUCGGAGAUAGUCUUAGAGUGGUUAAGUGCUCAUCCAUCGACGUGGACCACUUUCGUAGCCAACAGAGUGUCGUCCAUUCAAGAAGUAACUAAGCAAGCGAUUUGGCGUCAUGUUUCUUCGGGGCAGAAUCCAGCGGGUAUUGUGUCGAGAGGUGCGUAUGCUGAUGAAUUAUCGAACUCAAUUUGGUUCACAGGCCCACCGUUCCUUAUGAAGCCAUGCGCGGAAUGGCCUGCGAACAAAAGACAUGGCAAAGAUGUACAGGUUAACGAAGAGAGGCGAAAAAGUGCUACCUUGCUGGUAGCCGAAAUAAAUUCAAACCACUUCUUGCAUUGGUUAGAAGGACGAAACGACUUCAGGCAAACGCAAAGAAUCGUCGCUUAUUGUCUUUAUGUGGGACGUCGCAUAAAAGGGGAGCAGGGUAAUCUUCCUCUACUGACGGCUGAAGUAUUAGAUGAAGCAAUGAUUCGCAUCGCAUACUGUUUACAACAGCAUUUCUUCGCCGCAGAAUACCGCGAACUGAAAAAGAACAGGGAGAUACCUGCUUCAAGUAAAGUGAGAAGCCUCAGCGUAUUCAUUGAAGCCUCUUGUGGGGUGGAAGUUCUGCGAGUUGGGGGUCGAUUACGAAACUCCGAUUUACCUUAUGAUGUUAAAUAUCCAAUAUUGCUACCUGGCGUUAGCAGCUUCGUACGCAGCUUUGUACGUUUUGUGCACAUCGAAAAUAAGCAUGUUGGAACUGAAGCACUGAUGGCAAUAAUUCGACAGCGCUUCUGGAUAGUGCAUGCGAGAAAGGUUGUACGAUCCGUGACGACGCGGUGUGUGCAUUGCUUUCGAUGUCGACCAGUUCUUGCGCAGCAGGUUAUGGGUGACCUGCCGACCGAGCGGGUAGUUGUCGCAAAACCCUUUACAACGGUAGGUGUUGAUUUUUGUGGCCCAAUUGCAACGACAUACAAGCAAAGAGGAAUGCGUGUUACGAAGAGUUACAUUGCGGUGUUUAUUUGCUUCGCAACAAAGGCGGUACAUAUGGAGGUGGUUUCAGACCUAACCUCGAAGGCGUUCAUCGCGGCACUGAAACGGUUUGUGGCGCGCCGUGGCUUAUGCACAAAGCUGUUUUGUGAUAAUGGCACAAAUUUUGUUGGUGCUCGGCGUGAGCUUAUGGAUCUAUGCAAGGCAUUCAAUGAUCAACAAACUCAAGGUGAAAUUACUAAGUAUUGCUGUUCCAACAAAAUUACCUUUCAUCACAUACCUCCCCGUUCACCUCACUUUGGAGGCUUAUGGGAGGCAGCGGUCAAAUCAGCAAAAUAUCAUUUAACUCGCAUUCUAGGGCAAACGUAUUUGACUUUUGAGGAGCUUAGCACGGUGGUGGCAGAAAUUGAGGCGAUUUUGAACUCGCGGCCGUUAACAGCUUUGUCAAAUGACCCAAAUGAUGAAGCAGCGCUGACACCAGCACAUUUCUUAACAGGUGGACCUUUAAUAGGCAUUGCUGAGCCGUCAAUUGAAGAUGAAAACAUUCAGUUCUUAGAUCGCUGGAGACGACUUACCGCCAUCCAACAGCAUUUUUGGAAAAGGUGGUCGCGUGAGUAUUUACUCGAAUUGCAACGAAAAUCUAAGUGGACGGCGAAGAUGCGAAACAUCGAAGAAGGCAGAUUGGUCCUAAUUUCAGAAGAUAAUUUACCACCAAAACAUUGGCUUCUGGGUCGAGUAGUGAAGACGAUAGCCGAUCCAUCUGGAGCAGUAAGAGUGGUUGACGUAAAAACAAAUAAUGGUUGUCUUCGCAGCGCUAUACAUAAGGUAGCGAUAGUUCCGAAAGCUGAUUAA
Molecule: messenger RNA, 3765 nt
Organism: Rhagoletis pomonella (apple maggot)
Lineage: Eukaryota; Metazoa; Arthropoda; Insecta; Diptera; Tephritidae
Exons: 1
Coding region: 1-3765 (1254 amino acids)
Biological process (GO): DNA integration
Molecular function (GO): nucleic acid binding
Source: RefSeq, a predicted model, not a curated record